Messenger RNA from Suncus etruscus (white-toothed pygmy shrew), 1322 nucleotides. RefSeq names its product 15-hydroxyprostaglandin dehydrogenase (gene HPGD). Gene Ontology annotation, cellular component: cytoplasm. NCBI's taxonomy places the organism in Eukaryota, Metazoa, Chordata, Mammalia, Eulipotyphla, Soricidae. The coding region runs from base 142 to 942 and encodes 266 amino acids. The record is from RefSeq and is a predicted model, not a curated record. The transcript has 7 exons. Gene Ontology annotation, molecular function: oxidoreductase activity, acting on the CH-OH group of donors, NAD or NADP as acceptor.
CCCGGAGUUUCCUCCCCGCCCACUCUUCGGACUGCUCGCGCGCGCGCAGGGGCGGAGGGGUGAGGGUGCCCCAUAAAAAAGCGCUGCAGCGGCGUCCGGACACCCGCCGAGCUCGCCCACCACCCCAACAGCGCUCGCACCAUGCACGUGAACGGCAAAGUGGCGCUCGUGACCGGCGCGGCGCAGGGCAUCGGCAGAGCCUUCGCAGAAGCGCUGCUGCACAAGGGAGCCAAGGUCGCGCUGGUUGACUGGAACUUGGAAGCAGGUGUAACGUGUAAGGCCGACCUGGACGAGCUAUUUGAACCUCAGAAGAGUAUUUUCAUCCAGUGCGAUGUGGCCAACCAAGAACAACUGAGAGAUACAUUUCGAAAAGUUGUAGACCAUUUUGGAAGAUUGGACAUUUUGGUUAAUAAUGCUGGUGUGAAUAAUGAGAAAAACUGGGAAAAGACUCUGCAGAUUAACUUGGUGUCCGUCAUCAGUGGAACCUAUCUUGGCUGGGAUUACAUGAGUAGACAAAAUGGAGGUGAUGGUGGUGUCAUUAUCAACAUGUCCUCUAUGGCAGGACUCAUGCCAGUUGCUCAGCAGCCUGUUUAUUGUGCCACAAAGCAUGGCGUCAUUGGAUUCACACGUUCUGCCGCGAUGGCUUCUACUCUGAUGAGCAGUGGUGUCAGAAUGAACGCAAUUUGCCCUGGUUUUGUGAACACACCCAUUCUCCAGUCCAUUGAAAAAGAAGAAAACAUGGGACAAUAUAUAGAAUAUGCAGAUCAUAUUAAGGACAUGAUGAAAUUCUAUGGGAUUUUGGACCCAUCGAUGAUAGCCAAUGGAUUAAUAAGACUCAUUGAAGAUGAUGCUUUAAAUGGAGCUAUUAUGAAGAUCACAACUUCGAAGGGAAUUCAUUUUCAAGAAUAUGAAACAACACCCUUUAAUCCAAAAACUCAGUAGAAUCUCUUCUCUAAGCAGAUGAGUACAAAAGACUUACCUUCAGGCCAUUUUUUUUUUUCAUUUGAAUAUUGCUUUUAAACUGAAAUGUUCUUGGCUGAAGCAUUUGUUCAUGCAUUUGAUGUUAUUUUUUAAUUAUUAAUUAAAUAUAUGAAUGAACUAAUAAUUUGCUCUAAAAGAGAAGGGCCAGAGCUUCAUGUUGAUCUUGAGUCUAACUAAAGCCAAAGAUAUGCAAGGAAUAUUCUGCCUUUCAGAAAAUGUAUUUAAAUUCAUGGCUCAUAAUUAUUGUUUUUGAACGAUCUUUUAAAAGAUACUUGAAUUGUUAUUUAAAUCAAACCAGAUGUUUAAAAAAGCUCAUUUUUUUCUCUGUUGGCACUUUAAAA